AUGAGCGGCCACAGGCCUCCGGAGCUUACUUACUGCCGCGGAUCCCAGAUCAGCCCCGCCGACACGGACCGGGCCACCUCCUGGCGCUCUCCGCUGACACAAAGACAGCCGGUUCUUCCCACGGCGCGACACAGGGGAGCCAGGGGGCAGCCAGUGCAUGCGGUGGCCGCGUGGGACAGGCAGGCCAGACCUGGCCCAGCAGAGAGCAGGCCCGCUCUGGAGGGAGGCACUACCUGGUCUGCCCUGAGGCCGUCUGCUGCUCCAGCAUCCUUGAGAAGAGGCCGAGGUUCAGCCAGCGCCCUGCUCCCAGGACCACAGAGCCAGGAGCCUCAUGGAACGGCUCCCCAGUGCCGCCCGCAGGACGCGGUGUUCAGCAUCUGCGCCUGGACCAGAGCGGCCUCUCCCCGCAGUCCUCCCGGCGUGGAGGCCGCCGCUCCGCUUGCACUCCUCAGCGCAGGCCGGGCGGGUUCCGCAAGGGCCUCCCGCGACAGCCAGGGACCGGACACCCCCGCGAGAGGGGACAGGCGUUCCGCCCACGCCGCGCUCGGCAGCCGCGCGACCCCAUCCCCUCGGAGGUUCGGCCGGCGCCCCGCCGCGGCCCGCCGCCCGGCCGGACCUCAUCCGGCUUCAGUCGGGAGCGUGCGCCACCUGGAGCCACCGGCGGCCUCGGAUGGCCUCGGAUGCCCGCGCAUCCCUGAAGUUGGCCGCUGCUGGAGACACAUGGCGCCGGCGCGUACACCCGCGCGCUGCGUCAUCGCGCAGCCGCCGGAAGCCGGAAGCAGUGUCGUCAGGCGGGGCGCGGGUGCUGCCGCGGGCGGAAGUCCCUUAACGGCUGCAGCGGGCUGGGUUGGAGACCGGGAUGCCGCACCCUCCGGGUUCACAUCGGGACGCACGUCGCCCGGGUCGCCGCUGCACUGCCCUCUGCGGACAAGAUGA
Molecule: messenger RNA, 936 nt
Organism: Lutra lutra (Eurasian river otter)
Lineage: Eukaryota; Metazoa; Chordata; Mammalia; Carnivora; Mustelidae
Product: translation initiation factor IF-2-like
Exons: 4
Coding region: 1-936 (311 amino acids)
Source: RefSeq, a predicted model, not a curated record